Molecule: messenger RNA, 2307 nt
Organism: Pogoniulus pusillus (Red-fronted tinkerbird)
Lineage: Eukaryota; Metazoa; Chordata; Aves; Piciformes; Lybiidae
Gene: LIN7C
Product: lin-7 homolog C, crumbs cell polarity complex component
Exons: 5
Coding region: 39-632 (197 amino acids)
Biological process (GO): maintenance of epithelial cell apical/basal polarity; neurotransmitter secretion; protein localization to basolateral plasma membrane
Cellular component (GO): synapse; basolateral plasma membrane; cell-cell junction
Molecular function (GO): L27 domain binding
Source: RefSeq, a predicted model, not a curated record
GCUGCGUCACUUCCCGUGCGGGCCGCGGCGCAGAGAAGAUGGCGGCGCUGGGCGAGCCGGUGCGCCUGGAGCGAGACAUCUGCAGAGCAAUUGAGCUGCUGGAAAAAUUACAGAGAAGUGGUGAAGUGCCACCACAAAAGCUACAGGCAUUGCAAAAAGUCCUUCAAAGUGAAUUCUGUAAUGCUGUAAGGGAGGUGUAUGAACAUGUUUACGAAACUGUGGAUAUCAGCAGCAGCCCAGAAGUGAGAGCUAAUGCGACAGCAAAGGCCACUGUAGCUGCAUUUGCAGCUAGCGAAGGUCAUUCCCAUCCCAGAGUGGUUGAACUACCCAAAACAGAAGAAGGUCUUGGAUUUAACAUUAUGGGAGGCAAAGAACAAAAUUCUCCGAUCUACAUCUCCCGGAUUAUCCCUGGUGGUAUAGCUGAUAGGCACGGAGGCCUGAAACGUGGAGACCAGCUGCUUUCUGUGAAUGGAGUGAGCGUUGAAGGUGAACACCACGAGAAAGCAGUAGAGCUGCUGAAGGCUGCUCAAGGCAAGGUUAAAUUAGUGGUGAGAUACACACCGAAGGUCCUGGAAGAAAUGGAGUCAAGAUUUGAAAAAAUGAGAUCAGCGAAACGCAGGCAGCAGAACUAACACUGCCCGCAGGAAGCGUGAGAGAAACUGUCUUCCCUGGACCUUUGAGAGGAGGCUUUGUGACUCAGUUGAUCCAGUGCCUGGACUACAAAAGACCUUUUCAGAGAAUCGUGGGAUGAUUGAGGUUGGAGGCACUCCUGGAGUUCCUCCAGUCCAACCCCCGUGCCCCCAGGAGGUUUAGCUAGUGAAGGUUGCUCAGGACUGUGACAGGCUGCUUUUGAGACUCCAGAUGAUCUCUGAGCAACCUCUUCUGGCCUUCCGAUCUCCUUCACACUACAAAGGGCCAUUUUUGUACUGAAGUGGAGCGUCCUGUAUCUCCACUUGUGCCCACUGCCUCUUGUCCACUCACUGGAUGCUACUGAGAAGAGUCUGGCCCUUGUGUUACUCUUCCUUGUCAGGCUUUGACACACGUUGGUAAGAUCACCCCUCAAGUUUCUCUUCUUCAGGCUAGACAAUCCCAGUUCUCUCAGCUUCUCCUUAUCUGUCAGGUGCUUCAAUCACUUAAUCACCUUUGUCACCCUUCACUGGACAUGCUGUGCUCUGCCCAUGGCUAUACUGAACGGGGGAAUCCCAAACUGUACCCAGCACGUGAGUUGUGUCUCACUGGGGCUGAGCAGAGAGGAAGAAUCAUCCCCCUUAACUUUCUGGCUCUUCCUUAUACAGUUCAGGAGACUGCUGGGCUCCUUUACCACAAGGGCACGCAGUGUCUCAUGGUCAUGUGGUAUCGUUCUCUGCAAGGCUUUGUUUUGGCUGGUCAACCCCCCAAUCUAUACUGGUGCUUGGGGUGAUUCCUCCCCAGGUGUAGGUCUCUGCACUUACUCAAUUUUGAACUUUGGGAGAUUCGUGUUUACCAUUCUGCAACCUGCUGAAGUCCCUCUGAAGGGCCUGCUGAGAGCGUGCUCUGUCUCAUCACCCAUGUUGUUAAUGAAAGCAAUGAAUUAAUUAAACAGACCCCUGGGGUGAGUUCAGCAGUGCUUUGUGCCACUGAUCACAACAACAACCCUCGGCACUUCAGCCUUUCUGAGAAUGUUUUCAGUCUCCACACGUUUCACAGUUAAAAAGGAAUGUGUACUUUGAAAACGGCCUCAGAUACCCUGGAUAAGCAUCGGUGUUGGGAUUCCUAUUGAUCCUAUUUUAAUCAGUCUUUUUCAUGUCAGACCUUUAAGCAGGAAAAUACACUUGCAGAUUCUUCUCAAAGACAAAAGCAUACCUAUACAACUGGCAUCCCUUUUUUCCUGCUCUCUUUUGGCAUUACUUAACAUAGAAUCUGCAGGUUUUUUGCUGAAUGAUUUUUUCUGGGGGGGGGGAGAGGGUGGGAAAGAUUCUUAUGUAGCAUUUUUUUGGCACUUUUAUUGUGUAUCAACUACAAAACCUAAUCAUAAUCUACUUUGUAGCUGAUAAUGAUACCACCUUUUGUAGUGUUUUGGUGAGUAUGUUGUUUUUACACUUCUGCUAAAUUGUAAUUGGUUACUCUGGAGAUUGUAUUACCUCACCUGUAAAUAAGUUACAGUUGGUGUUCUCCUAGAAUGGUUUUCUAAUAGCCAGCAUUUACAAAUUUGCAACAAUCAUUCCUCUAACUUAUAUUAUUUUGUACUAAUUUUAAAGCAGUGGAAGGGGGGGGGAAAUGUAAUUGUGUAUGCAACUCUGGAUUGACUCCCUAGAUGUAUUUUUAUAA